GUCACAUGAUCUGUAGGUGGGGGCGUGGCUGAGGAGUAAUGGCUGCCCCCUUGUGUGACUGCUGGGGACAUGCUGUCACCUGCUGAGUAUGAGGAUACUAGCCCUGCUGAGGAGGGGGGUCCUCACUGCACACUACACCUGCAGGGACCCUUCUAAAGUAUUUCCAAGGGAAAUAAGUAGGACAUGGAAAGCACAUUCCACUGAUGCGGAUGGCCGUGCAGGUGUACAGUCUACAGUCCUGCCUGAGUUUAUCCGCCAUCGGCUUCAGUGCUUUGAGACCCUAAAGGAGCGUUAUGAGGCCAGGCUUGCAGACAGAGUACUAAGAGAGUCCCGUCCCAUCAGGAUAUCCUUACCAGAUGGGAAGGUGGUUAGUGGGGAGUCCUGGAAAACCACUCCUUAUGAAGUAGCCACACAGACCAGAUCGGGCUCUGUGCACAAUAUUCUAGCAGCUCGAGUGAACAGUGUUGUGUUUGAUCUGGGAAGACCCCUAGAAAAUGAUUCGGAUAUUGAAUUCCUCACGUUUGAUUCUCGUGAAGGACAAGAUAUAUUUUGGCAUUCAAGCGCUCAUAUCCUGGGGGCUGCCCUGGAACAGAUCUAUGGAGGUCUCUUGUGCCAUGGACCCAGCUUAGAAAAUGGAUUCUUCUAUGACAUAUACCUGGAAAACAGUACUGUGCUGGGCAGUGACCUCUCUGCCCUGGAAACAUCCUGUAAAGAGAUCAUCAGACAGAAACUUCCCUUCCAGCGAGUGGAGGCCACACGGGAGGAGCUGCUGGAGCUGUUUAAGUAUAACAAAUUCAAGACACGAAUAAUAGAAGACAAAGUGGAGACUGGGACAAGUAUUUACAGGUGCGGCCCCCUGGUUGACCUCUGCCAGGGACCUCAUGUCCGACACACAGGGCAAAUCAAAGCCAUUAAACUCCAUAAGAACUCAACAGCCUAUUGGAAAGGAGACGCAACACAAGAGAAAUUGCAGAGAAUUUAUGGAAUCUCCUUUCCGGAUUCUAAACAAUUAAAAGAAUGGGAAAAAGCUCAAGAAGAGGCUGCCAACCGGGACCACCGCAAGAUAGGAAGGGACCAGGGAUUAUUCUUCUUCCAUGAAAUGAGUCCUGGAAGCUGCUUCUUUCUUCCCAAAGGAGCUCACGUCUACAAUGUCCUCAUUGACUUUAUCAAGGAAGAAUAUAGAAAGCGGGGGUUCACAGAGGUGAUGACACCCAACAUGUACAACAACAAGCUCUGGGAGCAGUCUGGUCAUUGGGAGCACUAUGGAAAAAAUAUGUUCUCCUUCCAAGUGGAAAACGAGACUUUCUCUCUAAAGCCAAUGAAUUGUCCUGGUCACUGCUUAAUGUUCGAUCAUCGACCUCGGUCCUGGAGGGAGCUUCCUCUCAGACUAGCGGACUUUGGGGUGCUGCACAGGAAUGAACUGUCUGGGGCACUGUCUGGGCUCACACGUGUCCGCCGCUUCCAGCAAGACGAUGCCCACAUAUUCUGUGCUAUGGAUCAGCUGGAAAGUGAGAUCAGCGGCUGCCUGGACUUCCUGCGCGCCGUGUACACAGUCUUUGGCUUCACAUUUAAGCUCUUCCUGUCGACCCGUCCAGAACAGUACAUGGGAGAACUGGAUGUCUGGCAGAAGGCUGAGCAGGAACUUGAGAAAAGCCUGAAUGGUUUUGGUCUUCCAUGGGAGCUGAAUCCAGGAGAUGGGGCAUUUUAUGGUCCAAAGAUUGAUAUCCAGAUUAAAGAUGCCAUGGGCCGCUACCAUCAAUGUGCCACAAUCCAGCUGGACUUUCAGCUACCCAUCCGCUUCAACCUUAGCUAUGUGGGUAAGGAGGAUGGCAGGAUGGAGAGGCCGGUCAUGAUCCAUAGGGCUGUGCUUGGCUCUGUGGAGAGGAUGCUGGCUGUUCUGGCUGAGAACUACGCUGGGAAGUGGCCAUUCUGGCUUUCUCCAUUCCAGGUCAUGGUUGUCCCCAUAGGAGCCAGUGUUGAGGAUUACGCCCAAGAGGUUUAUAGGAUGAUCCAUUCUCAGGGAUUCAUGGUUGAUGUAAAUACAGACCAAGGAACAACCUUUAACAAAAAGAUCCGGAAAGCACAGCUGGCACAGUACAACUUUAUUCUGGUGGUCGGUGAAAAGGAGAAGCAGAACAAUACAGUCAACAUUAGGACAAGAGACAGUAAGCAGCAUGGAGAGCAGAGCCUUAAGGAGCUGGUUAUGAGGCUGACUGAGCUUCGGGACACGCGUGUCAUGAAUGCAGAGGAGAUCUUCUGAUUCUCUUUAAGAUGUUCUUAGAAGGUUAUCUCAAGGCAGAACAUUAUGUUCUCUGCUGAUCCAUGGGCUACAGCUUCCACUUCUGCCACCAACUAUGUUCCUAGGAAAAUCUGACCUCUUGUUACCGAUUGUGGACAUAUUCUUCCCCUAGCAUAGUGGUGUGCUGGAGGGAAUAAGGAAUUGCAGGACUAUAGUAAGAAGAUGAUCGUUUACACUCCUGGCACCAAACGGAUUCGAGAGCGACUUCUCCAGACAAUGGCUGAAGUCAAAGAAUCUGCAGAACUAUAUACAUCAUGUUGGUGUAGCCAACCAGGCUUCAACCAACCAGGCUCUUGGUCAAUAUCUAUGAACACAAGAUACCAGUCCACUUGAUGGUUAUUAUUUCUGCAAACGCCCAACAUCACCUCUCUUAAAGGCCAACACCACAUCCUCUUUGUUUUGUCUCUGCUUUUAUACGUAAUAAAGGAUAUGAUCAGA
Hyla sarda is the source of this 2737-nucleotide messenger RNA. It is a transcript of the gene TARS2, whose product is annotated as threonyl-tRNA synthetase 2, mitochondrial. The record is from RefSeq and is a predicted model, not a curated record. The transcript has 19 exons. Gene Ontology annotation, cellular component: cytoplasm. Gene Ontology annotation, biological process: threonyl-tRNA aminoacylation. Lineage: Eukaryota; Metazoa; Chordata; Amphibia; Anura; Hylidae. Bases 89 to 2260 code for a protein of 723 amino acids. Gene Ontology annotation, molecular function: threonine-tRNA ligase activity; ATP binding.